Aspergillus fischeri NRRL 181 is the source of this 2199-nucleotide messenger RNA. RefSeq names its product putative chromatin structure remodeling complex protein RSC3. Gene Ontology annotation, biological process: regulation of DNA-templated transcription. Gene Ontology annotation, molecular function: zinc ion binding; DNA-binding transcription factor activity, RNA polymerase II-specific. Gene Ontology annotation, cellular component: nucleus. The coding region runs from base 1 to 2199 and encodes 732 amino acids. NCBI's taxonomy places the organism in Eukaryota, Fungi, Ascomycota, Eurotiomycetes, Eurotiales, Aspergillaceae. The record is from RefSeq and is a predicted model, not a curated record. The transcript has 4 exons.
AUGGAACCAAAACGUCGCAACGGCCAGCUCCCCUCCUGCGAGCCGUGCAGGAAAUCGAAACUGGGGUGCGACCAUACGAGGCCGAUAUGUAACCGCUGCGUCCGCCGGGGUCGAACAGAGGAGUGCUUUUAUCACCCUUCCCCCCUCACAAAACCCCGCCAAAGCAAUGCAACAGCACAGAGCAAAAACCAUGAUAGCAUCCGCGACUUGUCUGUAUCCUCCACAGUCUCUGGAUCCUCAGCAGCGCAUCGCCCUUCUGCCCUCACAAAACCCCGCGGGAGCAAGGCAGCAGCGAUUCGAAAACCCAGGCAAAAACUAACCCAUGGUCCAAGCCAGAGCCAGAGCCCGAACGCAAACGUCAGCGUCAAUGCGAGUGUCUCCCCCGUCGGCAUUCACGCCGCGUCUGUGUCCGUAUCCGCAUCGGUCUCUGCGUCACCCCUGACGAUUGGCGAGUCCCAUGCAUGGGAGAAGCGACCAUUUGCCAACCCCGGCUUUCUGGGCCUGACUAGCUACUCCGACAACGUCACGGGGUAUGCUGCCGUCUUGGACCACGCGAUGCGGCCGCGAGACAGCGGGAGUUUCGCUUCGGGAUCGAUCGCAGCGGCGGUUGACUCGAGACAGGUGGAGCUGGGGGCGCAGGUGUUACUACUCUUGGAUCACUUGCCGCUGUUUGAGGAGCUUCUGGAGAAGCGGUUUGCUAUGUGGGAGGGAUGGAUCUUCAGCACGCAGAUGUUCCGGUGCAUAAUCGAGGUCCUCCGAGAUCUGUAUCGGGAUGCUACGGAGGGUAUGCAGGACAAGUACGCCUGUGUGCUGGAGCUGUCGAGGACUUUUUUCCGCAAUACAGCUACAGAAAUCCAGUUGCGGGCUUCGAUGAUGCUGUCGGAGUAUGUAGCGCUGAGUGCCGCUCGAUGGGACACCUAUGCGCUUCUCCUCUCUUCGAUCGGCUAUGCGAUCUAUCACGUUGCGCAUGAUGAUCCGAUCUUCCAGAGCGGAAACCUCCCUGGCAAGGAUAGAAAGGGGCUACGGCGGAUUGCGCUGGCAGCGAGCGAUAUUUGUCUACAGUUAUGUGAUAAAUUGGGAAUGAUCAGCGAUAGUCUUUGCUGCGCAAUACUUCAGCACUCGGUCUUGGUCCAUCACACGUAUGGCACGGGCGAUUACAGAACCUGGCAGAAACUCGGUGAUCUUACUACGAUUCUCUUUGCUCUGGGCCUUCAUCAGGCGGGAGACGACAAAAACAUUCCCUUUUUCCUGUCCGAGUCGCGGAAGAGGAUCAUGAUCGGGGCAUACGGCAUGGACAAAGACCUGGCGCUGUUCCUCGGUAGGCCGCCCCGGAUAUGCAAACAGUACUGCAAUAUCCAGUCGCCGCUGGACCUGACCUGGGAAGAGUUGAUCGCCGCUCCCACCGUGCGGCAGGCUGCACUGCAGAAGCUGGAUGCGCAAGGCUGGAAUACAGAGGGGAAACUGGGCAGCGGCGCAAGAGCACGUACCAUCCAUCUUGCCUGUUUGAUUCGAGAGGAUAUACUGGAGUUGUCAAUUGGCCAGGGACGCGACAAUGUGGAAGAACAUGCUGAGAGAGUCCUUAAGAGAGCACGCCAAUGGCGCUCUGAACUGCCCGCCUUCCUGCAAUGGGGCCCUGAGUCGACCAAUCCGGAGCUUGCAAGCUUGCAUCUGGAGUUUCUGCACCAGGACUUCCUAAUCUAUUCGACUCUUGUCAAACGAACAGGCAAGGGUCAUGAUGCACUGAUCAAAGUCUCUUUGGAGAUCAUCACUUGUUUACUUGACUUGGUGUCGAUACAGAUGCGAGCCCUCAAGAUUCACAUGUUGACGACCUACGAUCUUUGCUAUGUCGGCCUUCCUGCUGCAGGUGCCUUAGCGACCGAACUACUCCGACAUUCCCAGCCCACACUUGAGCCAGUGCUCUCUUCUGCACCGUUUCCUCGCUCGGAGAUCAUUCAGAAGCUGAGCGUCUUCAUCUCGCAUACAGACACCUUCAUCCAGCAACACGAGGGGGAUUAUGAGAUUGCGUUGCAAGGGCAGAUGCUCAUCAGACAAGUCCUCGAUCGUGUUUUAUCCCCAACGACAGAGCAAGCCUUUCCUGAUCCUUCCAUCAACGGAAUAACGAUAGGAGAUGACGUUGAUUUCAUGGCCUUACUGGAGAGUUUUGACUGGGAGCAGGAGAUCCGUCCCACGUUCAGCUGA